This is a messenger RNA of Penicillium longicatenatum, 1104 nucleotides long. Its product is annotated as protein MEMO1. NCBI's taxonomy places the organism in Eukaryota, Fungi, Ascomycota, Eurotiomycetes, Eurotiales, Aspergillaceae. The record is from RefSeq and is a predicted model, not a curated record. The transcript has 3 exons. Bases 1 to 1104 code for a protein of 367 amino acids.
AUGGCUUCUAGACGGGCUUAUCAUGCCGGGUCGUGGUACUCUGAUAAUAGUCGGACCUUGACAACUCAACUGGAUGGCUGGCUAGCGCAGGUGCCGGACACCUUGGACAAUGUGGGCUCACUUCCAGUCUCGGGGGCCCGCAUCAUCAUUGCACCACAUGCAGGUUAUUCCUACUCAGGGCCAUGUGCAGCCUAUGCAUACAAGGCACUCGACCUGUCGAGGGCGAAACGCAUCUUCAUCCUAGGUCCAUCUCACCAUUAUUCCCUUUCAACCCUGGCCCUCCCGCAGGUCAAAUCCUACUAUACCCCGCUCUCGAAGGACCCUCUCCCACUAGAUACGGAGCUGAUCGCCAAGCUCCAUAGCACACAGGCAAGAAAGCCAGAUGGAUCCAAAGUCAGUUUUAAGACCAUGACCCAGUCUGUCGAUGAAGAAGAACACAGCAUCGAGAUGCAUCUGCCCUACAUCCACCGUCUUCUUCAGCUGCAACACCCAGAGACCCCAACGGCCCAAUACCCACCGCUAGUCCCGAUAAUGGUUGGUAGUACCUCAGCAUCUACGGAACAAGCCUUUGGAACACUCUUAGCUCCUUAUCUGGAAGACCCAGAGAACGCAUUCGUUAUCAGCUCAGAUUUCUGCCACUGGGGCCUCCGUUUCCGCUACACAUACUAUGUCCCGCAGGCCCCAAAGCCAGGACCCGCGCUUCCUCUAUCCAGUGACACACUCCCACAGCCAGGGCAGGAACCUGCUGACGUUUCUGAGGAGAUCGAAUCCGUCUGUGUGGGGCAUGGUCUGCAGCGCGGAGAUUGCGUCUCUAGUAAAGAGCCGGCGAUUCACGAGAGUAUCUCAGCCUUCGACCUGGCUACCAUGUCAGCGAUUACUACUGGGUCAGCGAGCAAAUUCCUGGAUACGAUCGAACGCACCGGAAAUACGGUCUGCGGUCGCCAUCCGAUCGGUGUUAUCAUGGCCGCCCUGGAGGUGGUAACAGCAGAUCGACCGGAAGGGAAGCAAGGCCUGUUCCAUUUUCUAAGGUACGAGCGUAGCUCAGAUGCGGUGGAUGUGAACGACAGCUCCGUGAGCUAUGUUUCGGCAUUUGCGGCUCUCUAG